Molecule: messenger RNA, 1916 nt
Organism: Quercus lobata
Lineage: Eukaryota; Viridiplantae; Streptophyta; Magnoliopsida; Fagales; Fagaceae
Product: CBL-interacting serine/threonine-protein kinase 5-like
Exons: 1
Coding region: 347-1657 (436 amino acids)
Biological process (GO): protein phosphorylation; signal transduction
Molecular function (GO): ATP binding; protein serine/threonine kinase activity
Source: RefSeq, a predicted model, not a curated record
CAAUCUAUGUGCACCCACGAAAAAUACCAGGUGCUCCAACAUCCAAUGGUCACAAGCCAACCUUCUUCCUCGUCUUUCUCAAUUCCUUUGAAAAAAAUCACUUAAUAAAUCCCUCAAACACACACUUUCUUUUUUUUCCUCUAAAACCCUUUCAUGGAAUCCUUCGAAAUUUACAUCUCUGCCGUUCUUUCCUGGAUUCCUUUACCCCAUAUUCGUUCAGUGUUAUAAACCCAAAUCCCAAAUUCAUUUCUUUUUACCAAAGCAACGUUUGAAAUUUUUUUAGUUUUAUGCAAAUCCCAGUAUCAUUACCAAUUCACAAUCUGUAUUUUUGUUUUUGUUUGAAUCCAUGGAGGAGAGGAACGUUUUGUUUGGGAAAUACGAGAUGGGAAGGUUCUUAGGCAAAGGGACUUUCGCAAAGGUUUACUACGGCAAAGAAAUCGACACAGGUGAAAGCGUAGCCAUCAAAGUGAUAAACAAGGAGCAAGUGAAGAAGAAAGAAGGUAUGAUGGAGCAAAUCAAGCGUGAGAUCUCAGUGAUGCGCAUAGUUCGCCACCCCAACGUGGUGGAGCUCAAAGAAGUGUUAGCCACAAAAACCAAGAUUUUCUUUGUCAUGGAGUACGUUAAAGGAGGCGAGCUCUUCGCCAAAGUAGCCAAAGGAAAGCUCAAAGAAGAUUCAGCUCGCAAAUACUUCCAACAGUUGAUCAGCGCCGUUGAUUUCUGUCACAGUAGAGGCGUGUCACAUCGAGACCUCAAGCCAGAAAACCUCUUACUCGACGAGAACGAGAACCUUAAAGUCUCCGACUUUGGUCUCUCUGCUUUACCUGAACAGCUACGAAACGAUGGUCUUUUGCACACUCAGUGUGGGACCCCUGCUUACGUGGCACCGGAGGUGUUGAGGAGAAAAGGGUACGAUGGAGCGAAGGCUGACACUUGGUCAUGUGGGGUCGUUCUCUAUGUGUUGCUCGCUGGGUUUCUUCCUUUUCAAGAUGAGAAUUUGAUGAAAAUGUAUUCCAAGAUUUUCAAAGCUGAGUACGAGUUUCCACCGUGGUUUUCGUUCGAUUCCAAGCGAUUGAUUUCGAAACUCCUUGUUACGGACCCAGAUAGGAGGAUCUCGAUCCCAGCUAUAAUGCGUGUCCCUUGGUUUCGCAAAGGUUUUCCGAUCAAAGAAACUGUGAUUCAUAAUGAUCAGACUCAAUUAGAUGCUGACAAGGUCAAGGCCGAGAUCGAGGAGAUUGAAGAGGAACCCGAUACGCCCAAGUUUUUCAACGCGUUCGAGUUCAUUUCCUCGAUGUCUUCCGGGUUUGACUUGUCGAGUUUGUUCGAGAACAAGAGGAAGGUGGGGUCUAUGUUCACCUCGAGAUGUACAGCCAAAGCAAUCGUUUCGAAGAUCGAGGCAGUGGCGAAGGGGCUGAGCUAUAAGGUGUGUAAAGUGAAGGAUUUCAAGGUGAAAAUGGAGGGCAAAUUGGAAGGGCGUAAAGGUAAACUAGCUGUUGUGGCAGAGGUGUUCGAGGUUGCCCCUGAGGUUGCCAUUGUUGAAUUCUCGAAGUCUUCUGGUGACACUUUGGAAUAUGCUAUGUUUUGUGAGCAUGAUGUUAGGCCUGCACUGAAAGACAUUGUGUGGACUUGGCAAGGUGACACUAUCUGUGACGCUAAUUAGUUUUUUACUUUUUGUUUGUUACAUACUCGAUCAAUACAAUUAGCACCCAAGAAAAACAAAGAAGAAACAAAGAGAAGGACAAGAAAAAAACACAAGCAACUUUUUUGUUUUUCAUCUUAGGUUUUGUCUUGUUUUGUUUUCAAUUUGUUGUUUUGAAAGGGAAAAAAAAGUAUGAUCUGUAAAUAGUUUGUGGUAACUAAAUUAGAGUAUGUGAUACAAGUCAAGGAGAAAAAUGAUAAGUUUUUUCUACUCCUUAUAA